This is a messenger RNA of Aspergillus ruber CBS 135680, 1584 nucleotides long. Its product is annotated as putative PB1 domain protein. The transcript is spliced from 5 exons. Lineage: Eukaryota; Fungi; Ascomycota; Eurotiomycetes; Eurotiales; Aspergillaceae. Gene Ontology annotation, molecular function: protein binding. Bases 1 to 1584 code for a protein of 527 amino acids. The record is from RefSeq and is a predicted model, not a curated record.
AUGUCCUUGAAGCAGGAAAUCGAAACUUGGGUGCUGGCCCUUGAAUAUUACGACAACCAGCAAUAUGAGGAGGCUAUCCAAGUCUUUGAUGGUAUCGCGGAUACGUCUAAGAUUCUCUUCAACUGCGGUGUUAUUUGCGCUACUUUGGGAGAGCAUGAACGAGCGGUCGAGUGCUACCAACGCGCUGUCGGUUUAGACCAAUACCUCGCUAUCGCCUAUUUCCAGGAAGGCGUUUCGAACUUCCUGCUGGGCGAUUUCGAGGAGGCCUUGGCUAACUUCAACGAUACUCUGCUUUAUCUCCGAGGUAAUACGUCUAUUGAUUAUGAGCAGCUGGGUCUCAAGUUUCGUCUCUUCUCUUGCGAGGUGCUCUUCAACCGGGGUCUAUGUUACAUCUACCUUCAGCAGAUGGGACUGGGCCUCCAGGAUCUUGAGUUCGCAUCGAAAGAAAAGGUUACGCAAGACCACGAUGUAAUCAACGACGCAAUUCGUGAAAGGGCGGAGGGCUACACCGUCUUCUCUAUUCCCGUCGGGGUAGUCUACCGACCAAACGAAGCCAAAGUGAAGAACCUCAAGACCAAAGACUACCUAGGAAAGGCAAGAUUAAUUGCUGCCUCCGAGAGAAGCAACACCCACAUGGCACCUAGCCGUCAGCAUUCCGAGCCACCCUUAAAUCGCAGUCUCUUCCCGCCAACACCCCCACCAGACACAGACAAGUCUAGCACGCACAGCUCGAAUAAUAGCCAAGGAGGAACGAUAACAACAGGUCGAUCCGCUUCUGUUCGCGCAGCACGUCCUCCACGAUUGGAUCUGGAUCGGCCCGGUGCCAACCUUGGUGGCCGACAAAACGGCCCUGAAGCGGGCGAAAAGCCACGAAUUGGAACUACGCGCACAGCAUCCGAGACAAGAGGGCAAUUUGCUCGCCAAGAACAGCAACCUCGCGGAUUAUACAUCCAGAACAUGGGCCGACAGCCAGGACAUUGGGAGCCAUCAGGGCACAAGCGAGGAAUGAGUGAUACGGGGUAUAUGCCACCGAUUGAAGACGGAUACGCAGAGGAACCCUACGGAAACUACGCACCAGCCCGUCGAUCUCUAGUCAUGAGCACCGGCGGCCAAUCUCGAAAAAUGAUGCCACGCCAACAGAUCCAACAAUACAUCGAUGAAGAAGAGGAAUACGCCAGCGACGCUUGCGACGAGGAGGACGCUGCCUUCGAUAACGAAGAGUUUGAAAUAGUAGGUGCGUCACGACAACGCGGACACGCACCAGGCACCCGAGUCUCGCGGCGGAGCUACACACGACGACUUGAGAUCAACAAAUUCCGCAUCAAGGUCCACGCACUGGAAGAUAAGAGGUAUAUCAUGGUCGGACCGACGAUUCAGGUUGCGGAGUUUGAGAAGAGGAUCCGUGAUAAAUUCGGGUUCCAGUCACCGUUGAAGCUGAAGAUGCGGGAUGAUGGGGAUAUGGUUUCGAUGGUGGAUCAGGAGGAUUUGGAUUUGCUUCUCAUGUCGGCGAAGGAAUUUGCUCGACGGGAGGGGAGUGAGAUCGGAAAGACGGAGAUCUGGGUAGAGGUGUUACCUAUGUUCUGA